GUCAUUUUGUUGUAGUCUGUUUUGCUCUUUGUUUGUCUGUUUGUUUUUGAUUCUUUUAAUCUUAUUUUUGGAAAGAGUUAAUCUAGCUAUUAAAUUGGUCAUUAAUUAACAGGGUAAUCAGCUAUCUGAUACUGUACAAUUAUAUCCACAACAGUUCAACAUCAAUUUGAGACCAGGGGAAACGGUAAAUUUUAAUGUGUCUGUUCGUCUCGUGGAAAACUUUCCUUUAGAUCUCUAUUAUCUUAUGGAUCUAUCAUUCUCGAUGAGAGACGAUCUAAAAAAUAUGAAGCUUCUUGGCAGACAGUUGGCAUCUGCUUUGCGACAAAGGACGAGCAACGUUCGUCUUGGGUUUGGAACAUUUGUUGACAAGGCGGUUGAUCCUUAUGCCGACAUGGCUCAUAUUAAUGAUCCGUGUGGUGGCAAUCUCUGUCGUCGACCAUUCUCUUUUAUAAAUAAUUGUCCAUUGACAGAUAAUAUUCAAGAUUUUGUUAACAAAAUGAACAACGAGUCAAUUUCUGGUAACUUGGAUUUUCCCGAGGGAGGAAUAGAUGCGUUGAUGCAAGUUGUUGUGUGUAGAGAUGAAAUUGGUUGGCGACAGAAUGCAAGACGGAUUGUUAUCAUGACAACUGAUGCAGGCUUUCAUUUUGCUGGUGACGGCAAGUUGGGUGGAGCAGUGCUGCCUCAUGAUGGAAAGUGUUACCUGGACAGAUCUGGAGAGGGAGGGAAGUACAGGGAAGAGAUUGCAUCGAUGAUGGACUAUCCAUCGAUUGGACAUCUUAACAACAAACUGGUUGCUAAUGAUAUCAUUCCAGUAUUUGCAGUUGUCAGAAACUACAUUUCUAUUUACAAUCAUCUUGUAACUCAACUGACCAAUGCAUACGCUGGAGUACUCGCUCGUGAUUCAUCAAACAUCAUAAAUCUAACAGAAGACAUUUACGAUAAUAUUGUGUUGAGUGUUUCUCCUAUGAUUCCUAUACAUCAAGGAAUAACAAUUGGUGUAAAUGCAAUUUGUAAUGAGAGUUCUAGAGGCAUUUCUGAAAUCAAGAAGUGCAGUGAUGUUCAUUUAGGCCAAGAAGUCACAUUUAUGUUCAAUAUCACUGCAACAUCAUGUGAUGACAUACGUCGACUCACAUCUGGGUAA
This is a messenger RNA of Corticium candelabrum, 1141 nucleotides long. RefSeq names its product integrin beta-1-like. The record is from RefSeq and is a predicted model, not a curated record. Lineage: Eukaryota; Metazoa; Porifera; Homoscleromorpha; Homosclerophorida; Plakinidae. The coding region runs from base 245 to 1141 and encodes 298 amino acids. Gene Ontology annotation, cellular component: cell surface; focal adhesion; integrin complex. The transcript has 11 exons. Gene Ontology annotation, molecular function: integrin binding. Gene Ontology annotation, biological process: cell-matrix adhesion; cell migration; integrin-mediated signaling pathway.